Molecule: messenger RNA, 405 nt
Organism: Rhipicephalus sanguineus (brown dog tick)
Lineage: Eukaryota; Metazoa; Arthropoda; Arachnida; Ixodida; Ixodidae
Product: tachykinin-like peptides receptor 86C
Exons: 4
Coding region: 1-405 (134 amino acids)
Biological process (GO): G protein-coupled receptor signaling pathway
Cellular component (GO): plasma membrane
Molecular function (GO): tachykinin receptor activity
Source: RefSeq, a predicted model, not a curated record
AUGACGCGUCUGAGUCCCGUGCUGCAACGUAUGUACUUUGCCAUUGUGCACCCCCUGUGCGCCCGCCUGUCCCGGUGGCGUUCUGUGGCCAUCAUCGGGGCGCUCUGGAGCUGCUCAGCGCUGCUAUCUCUUCCGCCUCUCUUGUACUCCCGCACCCGCUCCUACCGGUACGCCGACGGGAGCGUGCGCACCGUGUGCAUCCUCGUGUGGCCCGACGGCCCGCCGUACACCUCCUACGACGACUAUGUAUACAAUGUGCUGUUCCUGGUCCUGACAUACGGUGUUCCCGUGACCACGCUGGCUCUCACCUACUGGCGCAUGAGCUUGGUGCUCUGGGGCGAAAAGUGCAUCGGCGAAUUUACCCGGCAGCAGGAAAACGCCCACCGCAGCAAGCAGAAGCCCUGA